Cucurbita moschata (crookneck pumpkin) is the source of this 1702-nucleotide messenger RNA. RefSeq names its product putative peptidyl-tRNA hydrolase PTRHD1. NCBI's taxonomy places the organism in Eukaryota, Viridiplantae, Streptophyta, Magnoliopsida, Cucurbitales, Cucurbitaceae. Gene Ontology annotation, molecular function: peptidyl-tRNA hydrolase activity. The coding region runs from base 16 to 585 and encodes 189 amino acids. The transcript has 3 exons. The record is from RefSeq and is a predicted model, not a curated record.
GUGUGUGAAGAUAUCAUGGCAUCGGUAAUUUCAGCAUCUCGAUUUACAUUCUCCAUUUCGAAUUCCUUGAGGCUCUGUUGGAACGCUAGGGUUUGGCUACCUUCUUCAAUUUGUCUCCGCUCUUGGAAUUGGAAUUCCAUUUCGUUUAGCUCGGCUUCUAUGAGUGAAUCUGGUGAAAGUAAUUCUGUUCUUCCACUGGACGACGGCGGAGCGAAGGCGGAGGAGGCCGCCGAUGUUUUGGUUCAGUACGUGGUGCUACGGAGAGAUCUGAUCGAUUCGUGGCCGCUCGGAAGUGUUGUGACUCAGGGAUGCCAUGCUUCAGUCUCCGCCAUUUGGUUGAAUAAAGACGAUCCUCACACUUCGGAGUACUGUAGUCCCCAAAAUAUCGAUUCUAUGCACAAGGUUACUCUCGAGGUGAAGGGAGAAACCCAGAUCGUUAACUUAUCAGAGAAACUUAAAGCAAAUUCAAUCGUCCAUAAACUGUGGGUAGAACAGCCAGAGAACAUUCCAACAUGUCUUGCCUCAAAGCCCUACCCCAAAUCAGUUGUAUCACCAUUUUUUAAAAAGCUGAAACUCUGUAAGUGAUGGAGUAUUAAAUUUUAAGGAUUGAUGGGCAAUAAUUUCCUUUUCAACGACCCUCCCCUACCCAAAAAAGUGAGAGAGAAGAACGGCUUUCGUGAAUUCGACGUUAAAAGGGCUGCUGAUUAUUUUUAUGCACCUCUUCUAGUUCAUGUUAAACUCUGAAUAAUUCAUUCUACGUUUUGAAUCCAGAACUGCAAUCUAUUUCUAUAGAGAUCAUGCAGCAUACACAGUAGUUCGUAAUCAUAAAAGAGACGUGGAGAAAGGUCAAAAUUCUCUAGCAAUCUCAAGGUGAUCAGUUCUAAGUUCUUUGCUGAAUUCGGGCAUUGGAUCCGGAAGAUAAGGGUCGAGUUCGCACUCGAUCUUCUUCAACUCCUCGUCAUUCAUGCCGAGAACGAAUGAAGGACUCGGAUCAACAUGUUCGACAGAAUUCUUAGUCUUGUGAACCAUUUCCGCUGAAGCAGCAUUGCUAGAUUCUCUCUUCAAGCUUUUCUUUACAUUACUACUACUUCUCAAACUCUGAACUUGUUGAGUCUGUAGCUUCCCUCCUCCCCCUUUGGUGUUUCUGGAACCUGAUCUCUCCAACAAACCAACCUUUGCACAACUGAUAGCCGCGGUGGUGGAUUUCGCCCCAAAAGAGGACGAUCGGAUUGGAAAGUUACUCACCCUAUUCCUCGGUCCAGGCGAUCGAAAUGGCUUAUCCAAACGCGGUGCAGUCGAAGGCGGUUUGUCGAAAGAUCUUCUUCUAUUCAAACCCGCCUUGCUCUCAGGUAUCGGAGCAGGCACUGCAGACUUCUUGGUUGAUUUGAAGCUGCUAUGUUCAUGGCGGGAGCUGGCCGUGGACUUGAGAUAGUUCGGAACAUGUUUCUCGGCGAGCGUCGAAAGAUGAGUGGCGGAGGAAGACGAAAAAGAAGACGAAAACGAUAAUUUGUGAUCAGUUGAGUGUCCUCUGGGAGAUGAUUUUGGUGUUCUCUUGGUUGAAGUAUUAGGAAUAGUGAGAGAACUUGGAGCUGUGAUCUUCCUCUCCUUCCCCAAACCGCUGCUUUCCUUUGCUUUAUUUGUUGCCAUUCAGCUCCUUUCCUUUGAGCAUUCAAUCAUUACCUAUAUUGAACGGAUAUUCGAA